AUGCUCCUCCCACUGCUUGUCUCCGCCGCUGCCACAGCCGACACCUCUGACCACGAGCUCGCGCAGCGGCUCAAGCUGUCGCUCUGGCAGCGCGGAGUGUUGGAGUGCGGUGCCGACGGCUGUGGAGCGAGCUCUGCGGAGUUCCCGCGCCUCGCCGCCACCUGGCUUUCUCAGCAGCACCUUCCCAUCGUCCGGCUUCGGGGCGGCGCCGACGGGUGCGGCGGCACGUCGUGCGAACCGCCCUCGGCCAGUCUCGAUGCCCUGCGCGCGGAGCUGGGCGAAGAGUUUGCCGCAGCGCUUGACCAGAAUGAAGCGGACCACGCCGACGACUGUGCAGCUAGCUGCGAGUCCUUCUACUGCGGUCCGGGCGCGCAGCUGCCGGCCGGAGCGGCCGAGGCGCGGUCCCACUCGAUGGGGUCCGACUUCGCCGACGCCUUCAAGUUCCCGCUCGAUCUGAUCCGCGUGACGGCCAGCCCGCUAAUCCCGCCCGAUGAGGCGGAGGCGGCAGUCGCGGUCGCCAACGAGGAAGGGAUGAGCAGCAACGAGUACGCUUCUGGAAAGUACAAGCUCGGCGGAGACUGGGUCAAGAAGAUGCCACGCACCCGCGCCUGGUUCCAGCUCGCUUUUGGCCGGCGGCGGCUGGGCUGUGACCGGCGCCUCUGCACGCCUCCUGCCUUUGCGGGUAGGUUCAACUCGCGUCUGGAGUCGCUCAUCUUUCCUACGAUCGCCGCGCUGUUCCCCGAGAUUGUCUCCUCCGCCUCCGUGCUGCGCGCACACUCCGUGGCGAUACUCAAGUACAACUCGAGCCACCCGCGCACGGAUGUCCACGUCGACGACGGCUCGAGAGCGACAGAGAGCCAUGCCGUUCACAAGCUCGGCCCGCGCGACGCAGGCAUCCUCGCCAUGACGCUCGCCCUCUCGCCGCGCGCAAACUACACCGGCGGAGGCACCUUCUUCGAGCACCUCGGCGAAGGGUCUGUCCUGCCGAUGGAGCAGGGCCACUGCACCUUCCGGCCGGGCUCGGUGCGGCACGGCGGCCACCCCGUCACGGCGGGCGAGCGGUACAUCCUCGGCGCCUUCUUGCUCAUCGAGGACCGCGUCGAGCACGUCCGCCGGCUGCAGAACCAGGGGCGUGCUGCGCGGGGCCGCGGCGACCUCGCGAGGGCGAGGCGGCUCUUCAAGUGGGCGCUCAAGCUCAACCCUCGCUGCGCGACGUGCCUCAAGAAUUGGGCCGAGGCCAUCACGGCGCAGGCGAGCGGCGGGCCGCUGUCGCCCGCGCUGGCCGACGCGGCGGAGGAGAAGCUGCGCCGCAGCCUCGCGCUGCUCCCCGAGGACAGCGACGCCUGGUACUCGCUGGGUAGGGUGCUGAGCGAGCGGGGGAACAGGGAGGGGGCGGUGGAGGCGUACCGCCGCUCGCUCGCUAUCACGAGCGACGACGCCGAUGCCUGCUUCAACCUGGCGGUGCUCGUCGGCGACGGCGGCGACGCCAGCGAGGAGAUCGCGCUGCUGCGGAGGGCGCUCUCCGCCAAGCCGGACCACGGCCAGGCGUGGGGCAACCUCGGCGUCGCCCUCGCGUCUGCCGGCGACCUCGACGCGGCGGAGGAGCCUUUCCACAACGCCGUGCGCUUCGACCCGAGCGCGAAAAACUGGAUCAAUCUGGCCAGGCUGCACCAGGCGAAGGGGCGGGCGCCACAAGCAAAGGCGGCCAUGGCGGAGGCGCAGGCGCUAGGGGGCGCGCGACAGAGCUGACACGCAAGUACUCUACUCUCUAGUGGAGCGCGGCGCGGCGCAUAUGCGGACGCGCAUGGUGCCACCCAGUAAUGCACUCGGCAGCUGAGGGGAGGUCUAUCCCCUACCACGUACGAGUAAGUUAGCAGUUACCAGAACAGCAGCUCCAUAUGACAGCAGCCCCCGCGCGGCACCCGGUCCGGUUCUCUCGCGCCAAAUGGCGCACAAGAGUGUGCUGUGUGGGGGGGUUCUUUUAUUUUUAAGUCUUCUAAAUCCU
This is a messenger RNA of Emiliania huxleyi CCMP1516, 2005 nucleotides long. RefSeq lists its product as hypothetical. Lineage: Eukaryota; Haptophyta; Isochrysidales; Noelaerhabdaceae. Gene Ontology annotation, biological process: protein O-linked glycosylation. The transcript has 5 exons. Bases 1 to 1749 code for a protein of 582 amino acids. Gene Ontology annotation, molecular function: protein binding; protein N-acetylglucosaminyltransferase activity. The record is from RefSeq and is a predicted model, not a curated record.